This is a messenger RNA of Aspergillus bombycis, 882 nucleotides long. Its product is annotated as oxidase ustYa family protein. The transcript has 2 exons. Gene Ontology annotation, biological process: mycotoxin biosynthetic process. Lineage: Eukaryota; Fungi; Ascomycota; Eurotiomycetes; Eurotiales; Aspergillaceae. Bases 1 to 882 code for a protein of 293 amino acids. The record is from RefSeq and is a predicted model, not a curated record.
AUGUCGCACUUCCAGCUCAAACAGAUGGCAAGGCCCUCCCUCGAUGAGGAGAGCAACCUUUGCAAGGGUGACGGUGAAAGAGAUUCUGAGAGAGGUCUUUUAAAUGACUCUCUGCCGAUAGAGUCAGGAAAGUGUUGGCCCUGCCCUGGUACUGAAAGGAAGAGACCUCUCUCCUGGAAUCUUUGGAUCAUAUGUUUGAACAUCCUGAUCUUCUGUGCCUCGAUUCUAUUCCUCUUAUCACCACUGUCCAGCCGGGCCUGCCUCAACCAUCUCAAUGAUCAGGACAAAUGGAAAGCGACCUCGUAUUAUGCCGCCCUCUAUUAUGCGCAUGCCCCAAGCGAAGAAGCCGAUGCAGAAUGGAGCAGGAUAAGCUCGGGGGUCUUCCCGAUCCUGAUCUCAGCGGAAGAAGUCCGCAAGCUAGGCAAAGACCCGGCACUAGCAGUCCGAGUCCCCGAUGAAUUCGGCUAUGGCCCAGAUGCAUACCUUGCACAAACAGAAGUUUUCCAUCUCCUUCACUGUCUUGAUAUGCUGCGCAAGGAAAUCUCCUAUGAGCACUAUUAUUACCCAGAGUUUGGGAACAACCCACAUGCCCAGCACACCGCCCAUAUUACUCAUUGUAUUGAUAUCUUGGCCCAAUUUAUUAAGUGCCAAGGCUCUGUUGACGUGAUUCUGUUCAACUGGGUUGGAGGCUGGACCCAACCCUUCCCAGACUUUAGGAACAAACAUGUAUGCCGUGACUUUGAGGCUUUGCUGGCAUAUGUGAACGAGAAUUCGCUUGCAACAGAAGUCUUCCAGGCUAUGAAAGAGCCGCCCGAUGGCUAUCCAGUGCAGCCGGAUCCUUCAAUAGCGCCAUUCAUUCCUACAGCUGUUCCUGGACAUUGA